AUGGGCUGUGAAGACAAAGACAAAGACCAUUACCCCGCACCAGGCUUGAGAUUCGGCGAUGCAUCAAAGCCAACAGGUUCCACGGUCGGCUUUUUGGAUCUGCCUGGAACGGUUCGCCAAGAUAUCUACAAACGAGUGCUCGCCGUGGCACACCCCGUCUACCUUUUCCAAGAUUUCGGACCUCGUGUUGAAGCCUUUGCCCCCGACAAACUCAAGUGGUGGAUUGCCUUGCUAUACACCAACCGACAAAUCUCCAGCGAAGCCAAGGCAGUCCUGUAUGGUAACAACAAUUUCCAUCUGCUGGACAAGCCUCAGAAGCAUGGAACCCUUUUGCAAUCUUUCUUGGAUUGCAUUGGAGCUUCCAAUGCGAAUUCCCUAUCCCGCCUCUGCAUCAGCUUCCCCGUCAUGGAGAAGACAGAGGAUCCUCACGGAGUCACCAUCCGACAAGACAGCCUCAACGGCCUGGCUCUCGUUCAUGACCAGUGCGCUGGCCUCAAGACGCUUGAAUUGCAACUUUGCAGAGAAAUUUCCGGGCUUCCGGCCGAGGCGCGUGGGGGAGAUGGGCAGCUUGUUCGGGAGGCGUUGCUGCGAAUUGAUGCACAGCUGAAGGCCAUCUCCUCGGUCAAGAAUGUUGUCGUCAGACUCUACAUCAAAGACGUCCCCCCUCUGGUGGUUGAUGCGAUGCAGGGACUUGCAUGGGUGGUCUUGGAUGGCUAA
This is a messenger RNA of Fusarium keratoplasticum, 717 nucleotides long. RefSeq lists its product as uncharacterized. The record is from RefSeq and is a predicted model, not a curated record. NCBI's taxonomy places the organism in Eukaryota, Fungi, Ascomycota, Sordariomycetes, Hypocreales, Nectriaceae. The transcript has a single exon. Bases 1 to 717 code for a protein of 238 amino acids.